AUGUCCAUUCAAACGGCCGAAGCAUACUCAACCCCUUCUUCACCCCAAGGCGUCGAGACCCAAAGGCGAGGCACCCAGUCGGGGCUGCUUGCUUGCAGCACAUUGAGCGGCAUCAUGGACCUUUCAAUCACGAAUUUCAACGUGGUGAUUAGCGUGCUCGGCGGAUGGCUCGUCUUAUUCGGCACCUUUUCGUAUCUCAUCAAAGAGAACCUGUAUCUCUCUGAAGCCCUCGUCUCCCUCCUCGGAGGCGUAACCUUCACCCACGUCGCCAAGCUCCUCAAGCCCGGCGAAUACGCCGUCUCCGAAGAUGCCGUCGCCUCCGUGACCCUCGACUUCAGCCGCCUGGUCCUCGGCGUCCAGCUCGUCCUCGCCGGCGUCCAGCUGCCGAGCCGCUACCUUCGCACAGAGUGGAAGUCCCUCUGCCUCCUCCUCGGCCCCGGCAUGAUCGGCAUGUGGACCUGCACCAGUGCCGUCGUCUGGCUCCUCGUCCCGGACCUGCCCCUCGUCCACGCUCUCGCCAUCGCGGCCUGCAUCACCCCGACCGAUCCGGUUCUCUCCACCACGAUUGUCAAGGGCCGGUUUGCCGAGGAGAACGUCCCCGAGGACCUGCAGCAGAUCAUCGUUGCCGAGUCGGGAGCGAAUGAUGGCCUUGGCUACCCCUUUCUCUUCCUCGCGCUCUACCUCAUCAAGUACACCGAAAGCGACGGUAACCCAGCCUCGAGCGAGGGCGGUUUCGGUGCCGCGCUGAGCCUCUUCUUCGGCCAGACGUGCGUCUACGUCGUGCUCAUGAGCGUCUUCUAUGGAUGGGUCGUCGGCCUGCUCGCGCAGAGAUUGCUCCACUGGGCCGAGCGACGCAAGUACGUGGAGCGGGAAUGCUUCCUCCUCUUCCCCAUCGGCAUGGCCAUCUUCAUCCUCGGCACGUGCGGUAUGGUUGGCAGCGACGACGUACUAGCGUGCUUCAUCGCAGGCAACGUCUUCACCUGGAACGACUGGUUCCGUCUGGAGACGGUCGAGGAUCCCGUGCAGCCCGCCGUCGACAUGAUGCUCAACAUGGCCAUCUUCAUGUGGCUGGGAGCUGUGUGUCCGUGGGAGAGCUUCUGGAACUCUGAGCUGAUUAGUCCCGGUCGUUUGGUCGCACUCGGUAUUCUUGUCUUGCUGCUGAGACGUCUUCCCGUCAUACUCGGCUUGCACCGGUACAUCCGCCAGAUCCGGGGUUCACGACAGGCGCUUUUUGUUGGGUACUUUGGUCCCAUUGGUGUUUCUGCCAUCUUUUAUCUUUACGUCGGCCUCGAGUUCCUGGAGACUCUGACGGAUGACGACGGCCAGCGAGCGGACGCGAAGCAGCUGGGCGAAACCAUGCUUGUCACCAUCUGGUUCUUGAUCAUCUGCAGCAUUGUGAUUCACGGUAUAAGCGUGCCCAUCGCCAAGCUCGGAAAAUCGACGUACGACCGAUUCUUUCGCCGCAGCGUUUCUUUGCCCGCAUGA
This is a messenger RNA of Colletotrichum lupini, 1485 nucleotides long. RefSeq names its product sodium/hydrogen exchanger family protein. Gene Ontology annotation, molecular function: sodium:proton antiporter activity. Gene Ontology annotation, cellular component: plasma membrane. Bases 1 to 1485 code for a protein of 494 amino acids. The transcript has 4 exons. Lineage: Eukaryota; Fungi; Ascomycota; Sordariomycetes; Glomerellales; Glomerellaceae. Gene Ontology annotation, biological process: proton export across plasma membrane; regulation of membrane potential; sodium ion export across plasma membrane. The record is from RefSeq and is a predicted model, not a curated record.